Molecule: messenger RNA, 855 nt
Organism: Plenodomus lingam JN3
Lineage: Eukaryota; Fungi; Ascomycota; Dothideomycetes; Pleosporales; Leptosphaeriaceae
Source: RefSeq, a predicted model, not a curated record
AUGCCAUCUCUGGAAGACGCUUAUGGCAGUGGUACCAGUGCUGCGUUUGAAGACACGUGCUCGAGCGCUUGUUUUUCCAUCUCUCUUACUUCAGUAUCUUUCAAUGAAGAUUUGGAGAGCAGUGUAGCAACAAUCCGUGGCCAGCACCAGGGGGAUCAGGCUGUGGAUUACAACCCAGCUUGGGAACAGCAGCAGUCCACUCGUGAUUGCUUACCGGACGUGCCGGCUCUUGUGUCCGGUAUGGGAGCAUCUGGGCUGCCAGAUCAGCAAACAUUCCCCGUUCACCCAGAUCACCCACCAUUCGAACGCGAGAACGAUUGCCUCGCGGUCCCAGAGGGCCAAGGGAAUCACACGUGCACAAGCUCUACUACGCCUGACGUACUUCGUUGCGAGCCUUGCAAGGUCAACUUUAUCGGAAAAUAUUGCAGGGGUAGCUGGCAGAGGCACAUCCGGUUGAAACACCGUGACCAGGGUGUCAGCUAUCCAUGCCAGGAUGCCAAUUGCGGGCUGAAGUUCAACCGGACUGAUGCGCGGCUUAAGCACUACCGCAAAUACCAUCCGGAUCUAGCCUCGUCCCCAGCGAAGCCUCGUGCCAAAAACCGUCGCAAGAGCAAGGAAAAUACCCCACAGACUAAGAAGCGAUCUACAAAGCCUGAUCAAAAGAUUGAGGUUGAGCCUGAGUCAUCUUAUACGGGAAUGGAAGGUCUUUGGAGGACGACCUAUGCCGAAGGCGUUGAAUCCAGUAGACUUAGCCAAGACCAAGAUCUCCUUGGAGUUGGUCGCUGCGUGACACCACCGCCACGUAACUAUUCGUACGUUGAGGCGGGCUGGCAAGAUCCCCAGAACUUUUCUUAA